Messenger RNA from Podospora anserina S mat+, 1632 nucleotides. RefSeq lists its product as uncharacterized. Bases 1 to 1632 code for a protein of 543 amino acids. Gene Ontology annotation, cellular component: membrane. Lineage: Eukaryota; Fungi; Ascomycota; Sordariomycetes; Sordariales; Podosporaceae. The transcript has 4 exons. Gene Ontology annotation, biological process: carbohydrate transport; transmembrane transport. Gene Ontology annotation, molecular function: carbohydrate:proton symporter activity. The record is from RefSeq and is a predicted model, not a curated record.
AUGUAUCAGGCAAGCAAUGUUUACUUUAUAUGCGGGUUUGCCGCCAUUGGCGGCGCCCUCUUCGGCUUCGACAUCUCGUCUCUGUCGGGCACCCUAGGCACCCAAGCCUACAAGCGCUACUUCAACAACCCAGUUUCAUACACACAGGGAGGCAUCACCGCCUCCAUGCCCGCUGGGUCCUUGCUGGGAUCUCUCGUCUCGUCGUUCCUGGCGGAUAAGUACUCGCGCAAGGUGGCGCUACAAAUCUCUUGCGUGCUAUGGAUUACCGGUUCCAUUCUCAUGACGGCCUCCCAAAAUGUUCCGAUGCUGUGUAUAGGCAGGGUGGUGUGCGGUUUCUCGGUUGGCAUCGCGUCGGCGAUUGUGCCAGUGUACCAGAGCGAGAUUGCGCCCAAGGAGAUCAGGGGCAGAGUAGUGAGCUUGCAACAAUGGGCUAUCACCUGGGGUAUCUUGAUUCAAUAUUUCAUCCAGUUCGGAGCUGCUCAUGGCACUGGAGGUGGACCAAGCGAUCCCGAUCAACCAACCGCCGCCUUCCGAAUCCCAUGGGGCAUUCAAAUGGUGCCUGCUGUCAUCCUCUUCGUCGGUCUCUUCUUCUUCCCUUACAGUCCUCGUUGGUUGGCGUCCAAGGAUCGAUGGGAGGAGGCUCUCCAGGUUCUGGCGAACCUACAUGGGAAGGGAAAUGCUCGCCAUCCCAAGGUACUGGCGCAGUAUCAGGAGAUUGAAGAUGCCUUGAAGUUUGAGAGAGAGCAGGCUGUGUCUUCAUUCAAAGCCCUCAUUGAGCCAAGGAUGUUGAAGAGGGUGGCACUGGGCAUGAGUAUUCAGAUGUGGUCUCAGCUGUGUGGCAUGAACAUCAUGAUGUACUAUAUCGUCUACAUCAUGGAAGGCGCCCAGAUUGCCUCUCCUUUGGCUACAGCAUCGAUUCAAUACGUCAUCAACGUGGUGAUGACCCUACCAGCCAUCCUCUUCCUCGAUAAAUGGGGCCGUCGUCCCUCCCUGAUCUAUGGAUCAUUCGGCAUGAUGACUUGGCUGUUCAUUUCUGGUGCCCUGCAACAAUAUUACGGACUUCCCAACACGGAGGAGACGAGAACGCCCGACAACAGCGACAUCACCUGGAUUGUUAUUAACAACCGGCCUGUUUCGUCCGCCAUUGUCUCGUGCUCGUACUUGUUUGUCGCUACAUUCGCCACAACUUGGGGUCCUGUCUCGUGGACCUACCCAGCGGAGAUUUUCCCGUCUAAGAUCCGUGCCAAAGCUGUUUCGCUUUCAACAUCGGCUAAUUGGUUCUGGAACAUGGUACUUGCCUUUGCUGUGCCGCCGCUGUUGUGGAACAUCUCUUACAAAAUGUACUACAUCUUUGCUGCAUUUAACGGGGCGGCUUUCAUCCACAUGGCACUGAUGGCGCCAGAGACGAAAGGGUUCACACUGGAGGAGAUGGAUGAGGUAUUUGACUCGGGGAGGCCAGCUUGGAAAAAGUUUGAUAGGGGAAGCAGGUUGGAGGAGCUGGAGAGAGAGAUUGAGAGGGGGAAUGUCAAGGUCUCGGUGCCUGCUGGUGGUCGACCCGUGGCCGGCGAUCCAGAGCAGGGCGUUGAGUUGAAGAAGGUGGCUACUCCUCCGGCUGGAACCCCUAUCUCAUGA